AUGAGAGAUCGAUACUCCACUGCUUUCUACCUCUUGAAGCAGGGACUCAUGGACGAAAGACUAUCGGAUCUCCUGUGGAACAUUUGGGCUAGAGACGCGGCCGAUUCUCGGGACAGGUUGUUUGCGAUGCUCAGUCUCGCCGGUAGAUCUCGUGGCUGGUCCCAUGGGGACUACCGCAGAUCCGUGAAGCAGGUGUUCUGCGGAGCACCGACGGAACUCGAGGACCAUGACACUCGUCAAAUCCAAAAUCAACCACCGUACUCCAGCCUCAUGGCCAAAUAUUGA
Messenger RNA from Colletotrichum abscissum, 285 nucleotides. Its product is annotated as heterokaryon incompatibility protein. The record is from RefSeq and is a predicted model, not a curated record. Bases 1 to 285 code for a protein of 94 amino acids. The transcript has 2 exons. Lineage: Eukaryota; Fungi; Ascomycota; Sordariomycetes; Glomerellales; Glomerellaceae.